GUCCUCGAGCUGUGGACGGCGCAUGCGCACGCCCGGCCGCGCCUCUGUGUCUGCGUUUCCGCGGUGUUUAGGGCCUUGCGGCGGCCUCUUUGGUCCGAAUUGUGCUUCCGGCGCGAGGGUCACGGACAAGAUGGUUCCGCCGGUGCAGGUCUCUCCGCUCAUCAAGGUGAACCAGGCUCCGCAGCCGCCGCCGCUGAUCGGCCCUGCGUGGGCAAAGCGCGUGAGCGUCUCGGUGGGGCUCGAGGCCCCGGCCCGGCGCCCCCGACUCUCAGCACCCCCUGCCCUGACCCGGAGGCUGCGACCCCCCCAUCGGGCCCCGACGCCGCGGCUCGGCCGUUACUCCGCCCUGUUCCUCGGCAUGGCCUACGGCGCCAAGCGCUACAAUUACCUGAAACCCCGGGCAGAAGAGGAGAGGAGGCUCGCAGCCGAGGAGAAGAAGAAGCGGGAUGAGCAGAAGCGCAUCGAGCGGGAGCUGGCGGAAGCCCAAGAGGAUACCAUAUUGAAGUGAGCCUGCCCUUCUCCGGAGCAGUAUGGAUGAAUAAAGUUUUCUGUGCUCUGUCA
Molecule: messenger RNA, 561 nt
Organism: Cervus elaphus (red deer)
Lineage: Eukaryota; Metazoa; Chordata; Mammalia; Artiodactyla; Cervidae
Gene: ATP5ME
Product: ATP synthase membrane subunit e
Exons: 4
Coding region: 23-508 (161 amino acids)
Biological process (GO): proton motive force-driven ATP synthesis
Molecular function (GO): proton transmembrane transporter activity
Source: RefSeq, a predicted model, not a curated record